Molecule: messenger RNA, 498 nt
Organism: Malassezia restricta
Lineage: Eukaryota; Fungi; Basidiomycota; Malasseziomycetes; Malasseziales; Malasseziaceae
Exons: 2
Coding region: 1-498 (165 amino acids)
Source: RefSeq, a predicted model, not a curated record
AUGGCCACGGUCAACCAUGCCAGCACCCGGGGACAGCGCCGUGGGACCAUACGGACGCGGCCGCAUGAGCGCAUCCUAGCGUCUUAUCCGAACUGCCAUGUGCGUGUGCUCUUUCUCCCAACGCAGCGCGCGCUGGAAAGCCGCGGCGGGACAUGCACUGUGUCGUCACAGCGACUCGUCUUCACUAGUAACCAAGCGUCCGAGGAGCUGGAUACACUCAGUGUGCCGCUCGAAACAAUGAGUGUAGGCAAGUACAUGCUUCCGAUUUUCUGCGCACCCUACUGGCAAGCUACGAUGACCCACUUCACUGACGGGACGAGCGAUCAUGGCCAAGUGAUCGUUCGCUUCCCCAGCGGCGGGGGCAUGUCUUUUCAACAGACCAUUCGAGCAGCACAGGCGCAAUGGGAUGUCGAGCGGCAUCAUGAAGACAUUCUGCCUCGGUACGAUGAACAGGGUAUCACGCUAGACACAUCUUCAUCGCCACCCGCCUAUCAAUAA